UUAACUGAAAAGGCUAAUGCACCAAGAAUCAAGCACUUUGACAAAAAUCGAAGUCUACGAAGGGACAGUUUUCGAGAAGUACCUACAAUGCUGAGAGUUUUUACGGGUCAUUGGUUUCUGCACUCCUCUUCGUAAUUUCCCCUUCCCACCCUGCAAGCCCUUGCCUGCUUUGUGUGUUCAGCAUGUGGUAUCCUCAAAAGAGAAGAGGUGUUCAAUACACCGAACGGUUCCUGGGCCUGGAGAUGAGCGUGUGGGGGAAGAAAUCAAAAGGCAGAUGGGCUGACAUUCUUUGGUGACUGGCAGAGAGAUGCAGUCUUUGAUGCAUAUCUAGGUUCCUGUUUCUGAUUCUGCCACAGUUGUGUUGACAAAUGUCCUUGCCACCCCCCUAGUAGAAGCAGUUUGUGCUUAGAACCAGAGGCAGAAAAAUAGGAUUGGGGGGGAAAGCAGGGACUUUGAUUAGUCAACAGGAAAAAAGUGUACCCCCAGGGGAGAAGGCUCUCCUGGAGCAAAACUGUACCUGGAGACCGGUUGAGGUUGAAGCACCGAGCAAUGGAAGAACUGAAGCCUGCGUCUUCCUAGGCAAAGGAGUGCUUGUGCUGAAGGCUAAGAGCUGAGCUCCCUGUAGCAGCAGCAAAGGCAGCGGCAGCGGCGGCGGCGGCGGCGGCGAGGGCGGCAGCAGCAGCGCGGCUCUGUCUCUGGUCCCAGCGCUCCGUGCUUUCUGCAGCCGCCACUGCAGCCAAGGCGGGGGCUUCUUCUCUGCAACUGGCUGGCCCUUCCAGCACUGUGCCUGGGGAAAGGAAACAAGAUCAAAGAAGAUCGGAGACAAUCUCCCUGGGGCCACUAGCUCCCGCCCGCUUGCUUGUGGGCAGUUGGUCCUUCAGUCUUUGGCUGGAGCGCUCACUCCCUCCAGCGCUUAGAGAGCAGUUGGGGUGGCGUGGGCUCUUGUCCUCAUCUUGGUUGGUGGGAACCGUGUGUUCAACAGAGGAAGCCUGGUGGGCCUGGCCCCUCUCAGCCCAGCGCCGAUGAGUGCCAGGGCGCCGAAAGAGCUGAGGCUGGCCCUGCCGCCUUGUCUCCUGAACCGGACCUUUGCUUCCCACAACGCCAGUGGAGGCAGCAACGCAGGUAUCCGCAGCUCAGGCGCAGGUGGUGGCACCUGCAUCACGCAGGUGGGACAGCAGCUCUUCCAGUCUUUUUCAUCCACGCUGGUGCUGAUUGUCCUGGUCACUCUCAUCUUCUGUCUCAUCGUGCUGUCCCUCUCCACUUUCCACAUCCACAAGCGUAGGAUGAAGAAGCGGAAGAUGCAGAGGGCUCAGGAAGAAUACGAGAGAGAUCACUGCAGCGGCAGCCACGGUGGUGGGGGGCUGCCUCGAGCAGGUGUUCAAGCCCCAACCCACGGAAAAGAAACCCGGCUGGAGAGGCAGCCCCGGGACUCCGCCUUCUGCACCCCUUCCAAUGCUACUUCUUCUUCCUCCUCAUCCCCUGGUCUCCUGUGCCAGGGUCCCUGUGCACCUCCGCCUCCACCGCCAGUCCCAAGUCCACACGGAGCACACGCAGCUUCCUCCUGCUUGGACACACCGGGCGAGGGCCUUUUGCAAACGGUGGUACUGUCCUGAUUGUGCAGCCCCUCUCCUGACCCUUUCCUCAUUCCAGCAUCUUUACCGUCCUCGCUUUUGUUCUUGCUUUCUUCCUUUUCCGUUCUCCUUUGACCCCCGUUUUCUCUGCCCUCUUUCCUUACCUGGCCACCCUUUCACUGUCUCUCCUCCGCCGAGGCACUGUGCGGUAUUUGUAAAUAUUGGGCGAGGAAAGUCUCAGAGGAAGAAAUAACACUGAUAAAUACUUUAUUGAUAUUUAUAGUAAUUAUUAUACUAUUAAUAACACAGUCCAAGCGCAUGACAAAUCACAUAAUUUCUCAUUGUCAAUGAAGGCUGCAUCUUCCCUCUCCACCCCGUGCCCCCCUCAGUAAAGAGGAGAAACCGCACAAGCUACCAAAUAUCUAAAAGACAUUGACACCUAAGCAAAGGAUGGGAGGGGACCGGGGUGUUGUAUAUAGCUGUCAAGUGAAAGUUUAGUCACCUUUUUGCCCCUCCCUCACGGGCUUUCUCUUUUCCUUUAGCUUGUCUCCCUCCCCUUUCCUCACCUUCAGCUGGGCUCAGGCAAUAGUAUAUUAUAAAGGGAACAUCUACAGAAAGCACCAGAGACCACAUAGAAGGUCCCAGAAAAACGUUUAGGACAGGUAACCCCUCUCCAGUCAGUCAUCCUCUCACUUUUUGGUGUCCUCCUCGGGCAGAAUUUGAGUUUACUUUUAGAAAUUAUCUCUCGCUGGCCGAGCGCAGAAAACAAAAACCAUACUAUCUGCUUUUGCUACCCGUUAGGCCCCACUUGCACACUUGACUGGUGGUCAUUUUGUUCUGUUCUGGUUUUUGGUUUUGGGGGGAGUGUCUUUUUGGUUUUGUUUUGGACCUCAGAGAAUCGGGAGCUGUCCAGCCAGGUCUGGUGCUGAAUAUGUCUCAUCUUCAUGGUUACUUCCUCUGGUUGUGCAGACCAAAGAAGGAGCUGUUUUGGAAAGUGAUCGUCUUGGUUUUGAUUGGUUUCUUUCUUCUUCUUUUCUACAAUUGGAUUAGCGUGUGCUAUUGUUUUUCUUAUCAUUAUACAUUAUACAUUGUAUAAGUUACCUUUAUGUGAAAAAAAAAAGUAUUAGGUAAUGUGCAGUUUUGAAAAUGCAGUAUCUAACCAGCCACUAUGUUUCUGUUUUAUUUUUAGAACAAGUGCACCUUUGUUAUAUAUUAUUAUAUCGGUACCAAAUACAGAAGAAAACUAUAGCUCUGUGAUAUAGCCUCCAAACUGUAUAUUCUUGUUCUGACUUUCCAGCUGUUGAUAGAAUGGUUGCCACUGGCUGAGGAAGUCAGUGGUUCAGGCCUGCCUGGCUUCUGCUGUUUCCGGAAGUGUUCUUUUGUAUUUUACUCUGUAGUAGACUAUUAUAAAAUGAUGACACCCGUGUUUCCCCCUUUUCUUUUGUGAAUCACAGAAACAACCACAACAGAAAACAAAUAAUGGAUGUGCUGGGACGCCAUCUAUUAAAAACAUGGUUAAUCUUUAAACAGUGCCUGUGGUCCUCUGCAUGCAGUUGCCACCUGGAGGCAGUGCCGUGUGUGCUUGUACUGUAUGCAUUUGGGGGGAAAGACUGGUGGAGAUGUUGGGCAAUUUGGAUGACAGGACAUAACAACUUCUAAGUUAAAUCCAUAGAUGCUUACAGGAUAAAACUGUUUAUAGCUUGCUUAGUUAUGACUCUGUGCCUGCAUCCGAUAGACGGGGAAAUCUUCCUUCUUCCCAAGUCUGGCCUAAUUAACCACCCCGAACACCUAGAGAAUGUUGAGGAAAAAGGAAAGCAUGAGAGAAGAUAAAUCUCUUUUGUCCUCUCUUUAAAUGUCAGAUAAGUCCAUCUAUGUGACACUUUGCUGCUUGGCUAAGGCAGUGGGACCCCACAUAUCCCUCUCCCAAGCCACUAGCUGCCCUCUCCGCUGUGUCUUGUUCCAAGUUGUAUGGGCUUAAUAUUCCGAGCAAUUAUUGCCUCUAAUGUUUUUGGUUAUAUAUAAAGUUUUCCAAGCUCAGUCUGUCUCUUUAUAAAAUAAUUUAAUAAGGUUGAUUUAGUCACCCAUAGAUAUCAUCUAAGUCCUUUUAUGAAGCACAGAAGAUCUUCAUUUAAGCAUGCUAUGUGUAUCGUUAGGAAGACCAGGUAUAAUCUUUGGAUACAAUUAUUAAACAAUGAACCAGAUUCUCUCCAGUGCCUUAGUCACUUCCUAGUAACAGGUCAGAGUGCAUUCACUCCCUUGGGCCAUCAAGGAAGCUGUUAGUGUAUCGGAGCUCUACACUGUACAACAGAAUGGCUAAGGCACUGUGAAGGAGACUGUCCACUAAAUCUCUUUAACUUGCCCUCAUCCAACUGUAGUUCUUAAUACCUUCUUCCAGAAUGCGUUUUGGAUGUGAAAUCUGAAUAGGAUCAGGAACCCAGAAGGAAGGUUCAUCAUUUCAAAUGAACUCUACUUAAGUGCAUAGAUAUUACUUUCUUCCCAUUAUUUGGUGCACUCUUUUUACAGUAAAUAAGUUCCCAUUUUAUUAAAGCAAUAAGAUAUUAUGUUUUGAGCAGUGCUAGAUGCUGAUUCCACUUCCUUGGUGCUGAAGCGACUCAUGUGUUCCUGCCUUAUGAAUCAGUGCAUUCAAGGCAUGCAAUAAUAAUCCCCUUCCAAGAAGCAGACUGUACACCCUGGAGGGCAAUGUCCUACAUACCUUUUUUUCCCAGAAGGAAUAGAGUGAACUAAGAAAUAAACUAAUUAUGUGUAUUUAAAAAAAACAUCUUGAUACCUCUAACCAUAAGCACACAUCUGUAAUGUGCUAUUAUUGUGCACCUUUAAAUGUAUAUGCCUUUUCCCCAUCCAUUAACUAGGGUUUAAUAUUUUAAUAGUGUCCAGUGUAAAGAGGAUGCAGCUCGUCAAUCACAUUUCAUACUGAGUUUAAUAUGCUGUGAACCUGGUGGCAUCACACAAGAUUUCUGUGAGCUAGAAUGAGAAUUACAUGAAAUUCUUGUAGGCCAGAUCCCACACCAAAUUAUUGUAGUAAGCAUACGGCAACGCAGAUUUCUAUAGAGUCUGCUUAGACUGCUGCUUAGAGAGCUUAACUGACCCAUACGACAUUCGAGGUUUCAUUUUUAUGAGACAAAAGGCAAUAUGAAAAAUAGCUAAAUUUACUCUAAGGAUUUUAUUUACUGCUGUCCCGUCAAACUAAUUGCUCCAACCCUCUAUAGCUACAGCUCGGUUCCCGCACUUGCUAUUCAGUAUUAAUAAGGUAGCAUGCUUGAUUCUUACUGUUUUAAAAAUGAGAAAAAAUAGAGAGAGAAUGCCAAUAUGUCAACUGUACGGGACUCUGACUCUUGAAGAUGAAGAUGGAUAUAAUCUUUAGAAUUUAUAUACACCCAUAGAUAUGUAUUUAUAUAUGCAUACAUUUUGUACAAAUUUACAACGGACUUUUUGUAUUCUCUUUUCUGUCAUUAUGAGUAUGAGACUGAAACCAAAUAGUUGCUCCAUCCUCUGAUCCAGAGAGGAUCCGAGGAGUCAGGCGUAUGCAUGCACUUGGUUCUCUGAGGUCAAAUCGGAAUGGCUUUCUCUUUAUUUAGUGGAAGGGGAGAGUCUUCCUUGGCUUGGGGAAUUGGUAAUUAGAUAAGCUUCCUUUCCUCUAUUAGUGACUCAAAUGUAGCAAUGAUAAUGAAGUCAUGACCAUCUCUAUGUGGUCCAGCUAUUUGGAUGGAUCAGAAAUCUAUCUAUCUAUCUACAAGAGCAUUGGAGCCAUCUUGACCACAAUCAUGGAUUUCAAUUCGAUUUUUCCUUUUCCCUUUCAACUUAUACGUUGUAUGAGAUACAACAUAUACCUGCAUAUGUAAAGGUAAAAUGAAACUAUAACUAUUAUUUGUUUAGUUUGACAAGUAGCGUUUUGGAAAACAUGGACAAGUUAGCUUUAAAAAUUACUGGGCAUUUGACUUUUUAACCCUUCCUGUCUGUAGCCAUUGAAUUGAUUAGAUACUUACUAAAAUUUCUUUUUCCAAUGCAUAGGCAUAGGUUUUAAGUGCUUUAUGUGGAAAAUUGCUGAGAAAUUACUAACUGAUAUUAUCUGAGAGUUAUGGGCUAAAUUGGAACCAGAAACUUUAACAUGGCUUCUAAAGUCUACUCCCAGGAGUACCUAGGCUUUGGACUGGAAUCUGAAAAGCCACUUAUUCAUGUUUGGACGUUGCGGUGUGGUUCACAGAUGUUCAUGCAAAAAUGAGUUGCCCCAUCUACACAGAAAGGUAUUUCAUCACUGGGAUGAAUAUAAAUCUGAUUCUGGUUAGUCUUUUUUCCUUAUUUGAUAACAUCUGAGAAGCAGAUGUUAUGACUUGACAUCAAUACUUAUCAAUGCCACCAACCCAAUGACAUGAUUGGUGCGGUGUAGGAAUGCUUAGUGGAGAAUAAGAACUUACUUAGCUUUAACUGAGAGACAGUGCAUUAUUUGGGUUGCUUUACCCAUUUGAGGCAAGAUAUUUCAUUGAGACUUGUGGUCUCACAGGAUUGCUGCUACAGAGAGGUUAACGACAGUGUCGGCAUCAACAGAAAAAGGUGAUUUUUGAACUCUAGUAUAUCCAAUAGAUAGAAUAAAACAGGUAUUAGAAAUUCAUGAAAAAUUUGUUUUGCUUUUAUAUCAAUAAAAGAGUUUUCUUGUUAA
Molecule: messenger RNA, 6246 nt
Organism: Rattus norvegicus (Norway rat)
Lineage: Eukaryota; Metazoa; Chordata; Mammalia; Rodentia; Muridae
Gene: C8h11orf87
Product: similar to human chromosome 11 open reading frame 87
Cellular component (GO): membrane
Source: RefSeq, a predicted model, not a curated record